AUGCCCAAGGCCACACGCCAGACCUCGCCACCAGCGGCGACCACAGUACGGAGAGAGCCGCCUGCCACUCGCAACACGAGCACAAAGGGGGACGACUCGACGCACUACACCUACGUUGCCGAGGACGCGGCGUGGAAGAUGCGGCUGUGGAGGCGUGGCGGAGGUUGCAUGGCUCAUGGGCAAGGGAGCUACGGCAGCGCUUGA
Molecule: messenger RNA, 204 nt
Organism: Neoarthrinium moseri
Lineage: Eukaryota; Fungi; Ascomycota; Sordariomycetes; Amphisphaeriales; Apiosporaceae
Exons: 1
Coding region: 1-204 (67 amino acids)
Source: RefSeq, a predicted model, not a curated record